AUCCAAAAGCCCGCUGUCUGCCUACGGUCGAAACGCUGAUGUGAGAUACCAAAGACGGCCGGAGGUGAGGCAACGGCCGCGGUGCCAAGAAAAUGGCGAAGGACGCGAUUCUAGGGUUCCUCCAGGCCGACGACGGGAUCACCGACUCCCACGAGUUCACCGCCGUUGACGGAGUCGACCAUACUGAGCUCGAGAAAGUCAUCAAGGGUCUCUAUGGCUUUGAGGUCGUCGAGGCCAACGCCUUUCAAUCUCCCAACCCUGGUCUUUAUUAAUUGUCUCUUGAGGAUUCCUACAGGAAAUUUAAGAAGGACAAUUAUCUUUUUAGCGAAGAGGGGAAACUGUAUGCGGUUAAAGGAUCGCCGGAGGUCAACUUCUUCUUGGCCGUACCUCCGAGGGGAUUUCCUUGGAAAAUAUGAUGGCAAGAUUGGAUACCUAGGUUUUCAGUAUUGGGUCAUCAUGGGCUAAAAAGAAUGAUCGAAUUGAGAUUGCCAGGGGAUCUGUAUCUAGAAAGUUAUCAUGAAGGUUUGAAGAAAUGGGUGGAGGUUGGGAACUCUGGCAUGUUCACACCUGAAAUGGUGCUCCCUAUGCACGGGGUUUCCCUUGAGAGGUAAUUGUGUUUGCUUGAUUCUUUAGAACGCAAGGCAUAUCAUGAUUCAGAAAGCAACCUGCUGUUACCAUUGCAGCGUAAGUUGCUUGAGGCACAACUUAAAUGAGGUCUAACAUAAACUAUUUAAGUUUUGUUAGGCUACAUUAGAAUGAUCAUUCAGUUGUUGUCAGAUGUGAUGUCAACAGUUUGUGGUCGACACAGUUAAAGAUGAUUGACCUUUUGUCUCUUGUUUCGGAAAAUAUUAGUUUUGUUGUAGCAUCCAUUUUUAUCCAUGAUUAGAUGGAGAAAAACUAGACAUAGUACAAAAGUACCAAAGUCAGGGUGAACUACUGAUCAAAUGCUUGGUUAAGAUCCUGCGUAAAUUACUGCUGUUCGGAGCUGCAUCAUGCAUUCUUAACUCUUGUUAUAAUCUACGAAACAACAUUUUUAGCCUGUACAUAUCUUUGUCUUUUGGUACUCUAUGUUACUCCAUUUAGUGGCUUUUAAAUUUCUGUCAAUUCCAGGCCAACUAUGAUUUAUAUAGAAUUGACAAAAUUCAAGAUCUCUUAGGACUGAAGGUCUGACAAAUUUAGUCAAGUAUGGUUGGAUUAGAAUAUUGGUCUGGAACUAGGGUGGUAGAUCUACUCCUGACCAAUUUAUGAUCAUGUUUAAGAUCUGAUUUUGUAAUAUCCAGCCAACUGGGCCACUUUUGUUGCUAAAUGAUUAGUACUACUCAAGUUUAGUAAUAUUUUGAUCAACCAUAAACUUUUUUUCUCUUUUUUUAUUAAUCAGUGAAUUUGUUCAAGAACCUACAUGUGCCAAUUGUCCCAUAUUUAAAGAAAAAUAAGAGAUAGGUAAUUUGAAUGCUCAGGGUAGGUAUUAUUGGUUGAUCCAUGGGCUGAUCCAUUUGCGACCAUUUAUUAUUUUGUUGGUUUCCUAUACCCAUUACCGACGCAUUUAUGAAAGUUCUUCCAUAUCUGUUUACUGUCUAGCUGGCUGGUCUAGUUUGCUUACUAUUAUUUAUAAAUGUUUUGAUUUGCUUUCUCCUUAUUUAUAAGGAUAAAUCCAAGUAUAAAUUGGCAUAUUAUUCAGCUGACUUGCCUUCAGUAAAUUGAAUCAUCUGGUUCUCUCAACUUUGCUUCUAUGUUGGAAUUUUUAAUGAUAUGAGCCUAAGUCUUAGGACUAAUAUACAUAAGAUUGAAAACCAAUUCAAUUCAAAAUCUUAGUAAGUUGCACAUAAAACUCAGUGUGUGUCACCCAACUCUUUUAAUCCUUAGCCAUGUUAAUUUUAAUCAUCACUCAAUAUUCAUCUCAUGCAUAAAUAUUUUUCUAACAAAUCCCACCUUUAUUAAAAGAAUUGUGUUACUCUGUUUUCUUAGACAAUCUCAUUUGUCCAUGUUAUAGCUGUGAGUUUUGCUUCACCACUCUAAUUUGUCAAUUACACUCAUGUUUGAAAAAUGUUGACAAAAUGACAAUCACAUCCCUCAAUGAAUUGACAGUUCUUCCCUGCUUUGCCUAAUCAAAAGGAACCAAACUAAAUGAAAAGCCAAAGACUUCAGUUUCUACAAGAAAAAUACAAUGUACUUAGAUGGUCUCUCAGGGAGGUUUAGCCAGAUUCAAAGCACCCAUAGGAACAAGACAGCCAUUUUCUUGGACUGCACCACCGGCAGUAGGCCACUCAAAUUGUCAUGUUUAUGAUAAGGAGCAAUAAAGUGCACAGACACAACAAACAAGUGACCCAAACAUGACUUUAGGGAAGCCCCAUGAGACUUCCCAUCCAUAUCCCAUGGACCAGCUCAUAAAUCAUUCACAUCCCUGGAUGUGUACACUCCACCAAUGUUCAUAAUCCCCCCCCUACAUUUCAGAUUCAGGAGCUUGCUGGUCCUACAUUUAUUUUACCAUUCCUUUAAUUCUAAAGCUCCUUUGGCUUUGUUAGUACUGAGAUAUCAUUAAAGUAAGCUGAGACUUGGAAAUACCGAAAUACUGGGGACAAAGACUUUGGAAAUAUCUGAAUUAUUGUAGAAUAUGCAUGAAAUUCCCCAACUGAACACAAAAUUAGGAAUAAAUUUGAAAAAAAAAGAAUCAUGUAGUUGAAUAUUAAUUGAAAACUUUCCAUCAGAACUUACAUGAAGAUUUUAGAGAAAUAUAGAAGUUAUGUAAUUAUAGAUCAAAAGAGGUCUCAUGGAACAAAACAUGAGGACAAGGUUGGCUUACCUACUUGGAUAGAUGUAACUUGCAUUGGGGUCUUAGUUUACAUGUCCCACACAGAUUUAUUAAGGUCUUGUUAUAGCUAUGAUGAUUGACCCUUGUUUGUAUCAACAAAUGCACAGAACUCUUUGGUUGACCUUCAAUUGCCACUCGGCACUUUAUUGUCAUGUCAUGCAUGCAGCUUCCCCAAGAUCUAUAAAAGAGGUCAAAGCCCUAAAUAGAACAAAUGACCUUCUAAUUCUGUUAACACUUCGUUUACAAAAUAGAUGCUUAGCAUAAUAGACAUGAUGGGAACUUUGUGAAAACCUUGUCUUGCUUUAGACAGCUUUAUUUUUCUCUUUGUUAACACUUUAGGGAUGGGAUGCAUAUAAUUAAUUUUCAGAAAGAAAAUUACACACAUGUCAGGUCUAAGUUGGAUCAAGACAAGCACAAUAGGCUGUGAGUUGAUCACUACUGAAAAAAGGGGUCCUCAAUAAUUUCUUGCCGAACGUAUCUUCUUUUAUGUGAAUCAAAAGCUAGAUACGGGCCACAAGUGAUACAUAUAUAGCACUCCAAUUUCAAGACAAAAAGGAAGUCUUUAGAAGAUGCUGAAGCCCUUCCUCUUGGGAAAGUGCAAAAUUAUAGGAGGUGGUGUAGGGCCUGAAGAUGUCUCCUAUCUUUUGUUCACGAACCUUCCUUCUCCCCUCGUCAGAUCAGGACACAAAAAUGUUUGCUUGUGAGAACACUUGUGGCGAGAGUUGUGUCAGUGACGAAACCAAGCAAGUAGCUGAAAGAAAGAGAGGACACUCGAAGGCGGUCCUCUUGAGCUAAACUGAGGUCCAACUUACAAGCAAAAAUUUGGGCCAUGGACAUACAACACCACCAAAGGGAGAGAGUGAAGACAGCUAGUGAAGGUAAUAAGGGUGGUGUUGUUCCUCCACCACCCCCACCAUCAUCAGCAGCUGCUUCGCCUUCUCAUGAGUUCUCCUUCACCAUCUCCUUCCACCCUCCACUAAGCUCAGCACCAAAGACCCUCAAAAGCGGCAAGGCCACGGCCACUUCCGCCGUCGACUUGGCCCCGGCCGACGAUAUCUUCCUUCACGGCCACCUCCUCCCCCUCCACCUGCUCCCUUCCCCGACCAGCCCUCCCCGCCCCUCGGACAUUACCUUCGAAAACUUCGGCCUCACUGUCGACCACGCCGACGCCGACCGAAGCCAGAAGCAUGAGGCCGGCGUCGACCACGAAGACGACGGCGGUAAGAACAGGGAGAAAGCCAAGGGCAGGAGCUUGUCUUCCUUCUUUGGCUUCGGGUGGUUGAGGAGGAGGAACGGCGAUGGAGAGAAAGAGGAGGACUUCAAGAAGAAGCCGCAGAAGAAGAAAAGAGGGUUAGACGUGGGCCGGCUUCUGAGGAAGUACGCGAGAAUCGUGGAGCCGCUCUUCUUCCUCCGGGCGGAGAAGGAGAAGCCCGACCUCCGCCGGAGGCCGUACUCCUUCUCCGGCCACUCCACCGGUAGGGAACGGGAGGGGUGGCGGAGUAAGUCGCAGCUGUCAGCGCCGGACUCCACGACGACGUCUCGGACCAACAGCGGCCUCCUCUCCGCCACAUCCAUGGCCUUCUCUUCCUCCGACAACAGCACCAUGGAGGAGCUGCAGAGCGCGAUCCAGGCGGCCAUCGCGCACUGCAAGAACUCCAUUGCUUCCAAGCAGGAGAUGCAUGUAAACGCCGCGACUAGGUAGUAAAUUUGUGUGCAGCGUAAGAACCGAUGGCACGUAGAAACUGUGCAGGUGAUGUAGAUGAUUGAGAUGUGUCUCUGUGCAAGAACAUGUCACUGAAGAGACAAUUCAAUCUUCAAUUAAAGGAUUUGUUCUUUUAA
Messenger RNA from Musa acuminata AAA Group (dessert banana), 4648 nucleotides. Its product is annotated as BRI1 kinase inhibitor 1. Gene Ontology annotation, molecular function: kinase inhibitor activity. The record is from RefSeq and is a predicted model, not a curated record. Bases 3639 to 4511 code for a protein of 290 amino acids. Gene Ontology annotation, cellular component: plasma membrane. The transcript has 5 exons. Lineage: Eukaryota; Viridiplantae; Streptophyta; Magnoliopsida; Zingiberales; Musaceae.